UUCGUCUCCCGGAAAAUACCGUAAGACAUAGCAGCAGAGGAAAACUCGGCUAAGGUAGCCCCCCUUUUUAAUCAAACCUUGCUGGACAAGUACACAUUUGUGAAAAAUCAUCUUUGAUCAAGGUUGUAGCCACACACUGAAGUUUCAGAACCUCAUCUGAAUCAUGGGGAACCUUUUUGGGAAUUUGCUGAAAAGCCUCAUAGGGAAGAAGGAGAUGAGGAUCUUGAUGGUGGGCCUCGAUGCUGCAGGAAAAACUACAAUCCUAUACAAACUCAAACUGGGGGAAAUAGUCACCACCAUCCCAACCAUCGGGUUUAACGUGGAGACAGUGGAGUACAAGAACAUCAGCUUCACUGUGUGGGAUGUGGGCGGGCAGGACAAGAUCCGCCCCCUGUGGAGACACUACUUUCAGAACACACAGGGUCUAAUCUUCGUGGUGGACAGUAACGACAGAGAGCGUGUGAACGAAGCACGGGAGGAGCUGAUGAGGAUGUUAGCUGAGGACGAACUGAGGGAUGCAGUCCUCCUUGUGUUUGCCAACAAACAGGACUUACCGAACGCCAUGAAUUCCGCUGAGAUCACAGACAAGUUGGGCUUACACUCCCUGCGUCACCGUAACUGGUACAUCCAGGCCACCUGCGCCACCAGCGGAGACGGCCUCUACGAGGGUCUUGAUUGGCUGGCCAAUCAACUCAAGAACAAAAAAUAAACAGGAACAAGCAGCCGUCCAACUUUCUAUUUGUUCCUGGAACGGGGGCUUCGGUUAGGUACGGGAGAUUUGAUCAAUAGGUGAAAAGCAAGAUUCAUGGUUUAAGGGAUAUUUUAGGCUUUCAUUUUCAGUCUGUUGAUCUCUAAGUAGUUAACCUGUUAAGCCCCAUAGCCCCUGCCCGAAACUGUGUCUUAGGGCUUUUUAACAUUUAACAACCUAUUAAUGUGUCAUACCCACUUAACGGGAAGAAACUCAGCUAACUGACGAUAUUAAAACAUUUUGCAGAAACAAAACACAACUCUAAUGCCGAGCGUCUGAAUUAGCACUAAGUGAAAGAGUGCUAACGCACUUAGCACAUAACUCACAGUAGAAAUAUUUUAUACUUCAUCGGAUCUGCACAAACAAGACAUAAAAUUCGCGGCAGCGAAGGCAAAACCAGACAACACACAACUUAGCUUUACGUAGCCAAAACGGCAAAUACGUCGUACCUUUGCUGUUUCUGAUCAAAAGUUGUGAUCAAUGGCAUUAAAAUGCAUGAAAACGCUGCUGAAGGUUAAGCCAAUGUCUCUGUGUCACUUUGAAAUGAUUACUGA
Molecule: messenger RNA, 1302 nt
Organism: Trematomus bernacchii (emerald rockcod)
Lineage: Eukaryota; Metazoa; Chordata; Actinopteri; Perciformes; Nototheniidae
Product: ADP-ribosylation factor 3-like
Exons: 5
Coding region: 164-709 (181 amino acids)
Biological process (GO): vesicle-mediated transport; intracellular protein transport
Cellular component (GO): cytoplasm; plasma membrane
Molecular function (GO): GTP binding; GTPase activity
Source: RefSeq, a predicted model, not a curated record